AUGACUCUAUUCAAACGUUCUGCUAAAAAACCUCGAGUGCGCGCUCAUCAUAUGAGCGAUGAGACAGUCAAUGCCCAGGGAGUAGGCGGUUCUGCAGCUAAGGCCGCCGGAUGUGGCAAUGUCUCGACGAUGCUAACGCUAGGUAAGGCGCUGCUUAUAGUUAGCAAACCACUGUGUAGCAGCUCCGAUGGCAGUGAGAAGAAGAAAAAGGCUCCGAAGGAUCCUAACAUGACACUCUCUCUGUUCUGCGGUGUGUCGCGAUCCAACGGCGCGACUGAUGGUAAAGCACCACCUACACGGCCCAAGACACCGCCUAAGGAAAAAGAAAGCAGUUCGUUCUGGCCCUUUGCCGAAUCCGCUGCAAAGCCUGAACCUAGUGUAGCGACGCCUCCUCCGAAAGCCGAGGCCAAAGUCCCCUUAAAAUCAGCUAUGAAACCACAAGCUAACUCAAUUGGCCUCGUUACUAAACCAGCACCUAUUAAACCCACUAGCACCCGUGCGCCAAAGCUUCGCGAGGUUCCUGAACUUGUUAUCCAGCCGUAUUGGCGGCAUAUGGAUCCUGCUGACGAUCUUGAUGUUGAAGAUCUUUUACACGUUGACAGCGAUGAGCACAAAUCAGAGGAGCAGUCAGUGGGGGAAGGAAGCUCAGCAGAACUGCCAUCCCCAGCGCCUUCUGACCAGCCCGACGGAACUGACGAGCCAUCCGAGGCCAAAAAGACCAAAAAACUUAGUAGCAAGCAGCGGAAAGCUCUGAAGAAAAAAGAAAAAAACGCCGCUAAAAAGCAGAAAUUCACUCCGCCAGAGUUCAUAAAAGUUUAG
Messenger RNA from Wickerhamiella sorbophila, 819 nucleotides. RefSeq lists its product as hypothetical. The record is from RefSeq and is a predicted model, not a curated record. Bases 1 to 819 code for a protein of 272 amino acids. The transcript has a single exon. Lineage: Eukaryota; Fungi; Ascomycota; Dipodascomycetes; Dipodascales; Trichomonascaceae.